Olea europaea var. sylvestris is the source of this 528-nucleotide messenger RNA. RefSeq lists its product as uncharacterized. The transcript has 2 exons. Lineage: Eukaryota; Viridiplantae; Streptophyta; Magnoliopsida; Lamiales; Oleaceae. The record is from RefSeq and is a predicted model, not a curated record. The coding region runs from base 1 to 528 and encodes 175 amino acids.
AUGGCUAUGUGUACCAAACUUCGAGGUUUGAGAAAGGAAAUAUUGGAGAAGGCUCACGUUCCUCCGUAUUCAAUGCAUUUAGGAAGUACCAAACUAUACCAGGAUCUAAAAACAAUGUUUUGGUGGAGAGGAAUGAAGAAGGACAUAGACAUGUAUGUUAAAAGAUGUUUAACAUGCCAACAAGUGAAGGCCGAACACCAACGACAGUUUGGUGGACACAGGGAGAAAGAUCUACCUUUAAUUGAGUUUGAUUAUAACUACAGUUAUCACACCUUUAUUGUUAAUGUCACCCUAUGGUAUGGGAGGAAAUGCAGAUCACCAAUUCAUUGGGUUGAGGUUGGCGAGCGUGAGAUUUUGGGUCCAAAGAUCAUUGAACAGACUGUACUCGCUAUCGAGAAGAUAGUAUUAAAAAGGCUCAAGGCAGAUAUAAAAGCUAUGAAGAUAAGAGAAGAAAGGGCUUGCAAUUUCUUAAAGGUGACAAAGUAUCCACAAAGUGGGGUCUAUAAAGAGAGUAUUACGUUUCGGUGA